GGCGCGUUGAUCUUCCUCUCGUCCCCGGCGCCGUCUACCCGACCGUCCUCCUCCCCUCCGCCUGUCCAUACACCCCCCUGCGAUACCCGACACCCGUCCCCCUCCACGCCCGCGUCACCUCUCUCGCGUCACCUCACCCAUCAUGCUCCGCGCCGACGAAGAAGUCCUCCAAUACCUCUCCGCCUUCUCCCUCCUCAUCGUCCAGAAAGCCACCUCCAGCCCCGCCCCCCACAGUGCCGACCAGUUCAUCCUCGACGGCCUCGAACUCGCGCGCCUCUCCGACACCUACCGCCCCCGCCUCGACGCGCGCGAGGACCGCCCGCGCGCGCUCUAUCGCACCUCCCUCCGCCUGCUCCGCGAGAUCGAGAAGGCCGCAAUACGCAUAAUGCUGCGCGCGAUGGGCGCGCCGGUUGACGCGAUCUUCGCGCUGGAGACCAUGGAGGAGGGCCGGCAACUGGAUGCGCGCGACCUGAUGGCGCUGGCGGCACUCCUGAGGGACCCAGUCGGGGAGCUGGAAUUCAGGGGCUUGCGCUGGACGGAUAAUCGUAGCCGGCGGACGCGGGACCCUUUGGAUUUGGACGCGUACGACUUCGACGAGCCGCCGGACAUGUACGACGAGUCGAUGCUUGUGGGUGUGCUGGCGCUCGAGUAUACGAAGGUCGUGAACCAGAGGCAGCUGGAUCUGGAGGAGGAAGAGGACGACAACGACAAUGAAGAAAGCGACGAGGAUGAGGACAUGUCUAGCGACGAGGAAGAUGAAGAUAUGUCCGCCUCAGAUUCAGAGGAUGGCGAGAUGUCCGAAUGAGUGUUCUGCAGCCACCUCACACCUAUGAUACCCUACUACUGGUCCUAUACUUCCUACUAUCGCACCGACACCUACUCUGAACCGACAUACAUACCACCUACAUUGUGACCUACUUUACUCUAAUACUCUUCCCACCACUAUGCUUACACUAGCUCAUACCGUUCGUUUGCUCGCU
Schizophyllum commune H4-8 is the source of this 980-nucleotide messenger RNA. RefSeq lists its product as uncharacterized. The record is from RefSeq and is a predicted model, not a curated record. Lineage: Eukaryota; Fungi; Basidiomycota; Agaricomycetes; Agaricales; Schizophyllaceae. The transcript has a single exon. Bases 143 to 805 code for a protein of 220 amino acids.